AUGAUGGAUGAUGAUACAGAAAUUGCUGUUGUUGGCAUUGGAUGCCAUUUCCCAGGAGGUGAGGGACUGGAAAACUUCUGGAGAGUCCUCCUUCAUGGAGAGAAUUGUGCAGUUCAGAUACCAAAUGAACGGUUCAAUCUCUCUCAGUGGUAUGAUCCAGAUGAGAGUAAGGCAGGAAAGACAUACACAGCAAAGGCAUCACUUAUUAAUGGUCUGAAUCAGUUUGACCACAAGUUCUUUGGAAUUACUGAUGCGGAAUCGAUCAAUAUGGACCCUCAGCACAAACUUUUGCUGCAGUGCACCUACAGAGCACUAGAGGACGCUGGGAUACCAAUGGAAAAGGCCAGUGGAACAAGAACAGGAGUAUUUUUGGGCCUAAUGAACAAAGACUUUGAGUUGGCAAGUGUAAGAACUAAUCCAAAAUACAUUGACCACUCUUAUGGUACUGGUGUAUCUAUGAGCAUAGCUGCCAACCGCAUCUCAUACAUAUUCAACUUCACUGGCCCCUCACUGACCAUUGAUUGUGCCUGCUCCUCAUCCCUUGUUGCCCUUCACUUCGCUUGUCAAGCCAUUAAACAAGGAGAUUGUGAUAUGGCCAUGUGUGGGGGUGUGAGCUGCAUCUUGGAGCCAACCAUUUUUGUGGGUCUUUCCAAGGCAAAAAUGAUCUCUUCUGAUGGCACCAGUAAGCCUUUCAGUAGCAAAGCCAAUGGAUAUGGAAGAGGUGAAGGCUGUGGGGUCAUUCUCUUAAAGCCUCUGAAAAAAGCUCUCAAAGACCAUGAUCACAUUUGGGGCAUCAUCAGCAAAACUGCAGUAAAUCAAGAUGGCCACACUGUUAGUCCAAUGACCAAACCAUCCAUGGUUCAGCAGGAAGAGCUGCUUAAAAAAAUCUACUCAACGGAGACUGACCUGACUAGUGUCCAGUACAUUGAAGCUCAUGGGACUGGGACUCCAGUUGGAGAUCCGAUAGAGGCAGGUAGUAUAUCAAAAGUUAUUGCCAAAGCAAGACCUCAUAAGUCAGGACCACUGAUUAUUGGUUCUGUUAAGAGUAAUAUUGGACACACAGAAUCUGCAGCAGGGGUUGCAGGGCUUAUAAAGGUUUUUUUGAUGAUGAAACAUGAAACCAUUGUGCCAUCUUUGUUCUACUCAAUGGAAAACUCCAGCAUAGAUGUUGAAUCUCUUAAUAUGAAGAUUCCCACCACAGCUGAAAAAUGGAUCAGUGACUACAAAUCAGGGAGGUCUGCAGGAAUCAAUAACUUUGGGUUUGGUGGAACAAAUGCACAUGCAGUUGUCAGACAAUAUGUACAGUCAAAAAUCCCCAGUGCUCAACUGACCAAAACACAUCAGUAUUUUGUAGUUUCUGCUGCCUCAGAAAAAUCCAUGAAAAAUGUAACUGAAGACACUGCAAAACAAAUUAUGGCAGGCAAAAUAACAGAUCUACAAUCUUUACUUUACACAUCUGCAUGUAGAAGAAGUCACUUGAAACAUAAAUACAGGAGGGUAUUUCAAACAUCAUCAUUGACAGAUCUGCAAGGGAAACUUACUGAUGCUUUAGAGAAAAAGCUUGUACCAUCAAAGACAGACUCCAAGCUAGUUUUUGUUUUUUGUGGCAAUGGUGUUACAUAUCAGGGUAUGUGCAAACAGCUCCUAAAACAAGAGCCAGUUUUCAGAGAGGAAAUCAGUAAGAUUGAAACACUUUUGCAAACCCAUAGAAGUUUGAAUCUGAUAGAGAUGUUGGAAACUGAAUCUGACAUAAGUAAAGAACUGUCUGAUCCACAGGUUGUCCAGCCUCUACUGUUUGCUAUUCAGGUUGCUGUUGUUAACCUUCUGAAACACUGGGGCAUCAGUCCUGAUGCUGUUUUUGGGCACUCUAUUGGAGAAGUCGCUGCAGCUCAUUGUUCUGGGUUGUUGUCACUUGAAGAUGCAGUGAAAGUCAUCCACUGCCGCAGUUCUUUGCAAAGUACUGUGACAGGAGGGAAGAUGCUGGUUGUCAGUAAUAUGUCUGUUUCUGAAGUCCUGAAAGUGCUUCCAACUUAUUCAGGAAAGGUUUGUUUAGCUGCUUACAACAGCCCUCAGUCUUGCACCCUCUCAGGAGAUGCAGAUGAUAUUGAAAGGUUGCAUCAGAAUUUGCACAUGUCAGCCAGUGGAAAGGAUCUCUUCCUUCGCACCUUGGAUGUACCUGCAGCAUACCAUAGUCACAGAAUGGAUCCCAUUGUAUCCAAAGUGAAAGACAGCAUAGGCUUUUUGCAGGCACAUGAUUUGGAGACAGAACUGUUCUCAACAGUUACUGGUGAACAUUUUUGUUCCUCAGACUUUAUUACUGGUGACUAUUGGGCAAGAAAUAUUAGGGAGCCGGUUAAAUUUGAGCAAGCUGUGAAGUCUGCAGCUAAAAACAAAAGGAAUGUGAUAUUUGUUGAAAUUGGCCCAAGAAGAUCUUUGCAGCGGUACAUCACUGAGACUCUGGGAAAUGGUGUCACUGUGCUUUCCUCACUGCAGGCAGAAAAAGAUCACAAGACAAUACUUGCUAUUGUUUCUAAAUUGUUUGAG
Messenger RNA from Carassius gibelio (silver crucian carp), 2544 nucleotides. RefSeq lists its product as uncharacterized. The transcript has 6 exons. Gene Ontology annotation, molecular function: fatty acid synthase activity; 3-oxoacyl-[acyl-carrier-protein] synthase activity. Lineage: Eukaryota; Metazoa; Chordata; Actinopteri; Cypriniformes; Cyprinidae. Gene Ontology annotation, biological process: fatty acid biosynthetic process. The annotation marks the transcript as partial. The record is from RefSeq and is a predicted model, not a curated record.